UAAUACUAAAAAUAUAUAUUUAAGGAAAAAUCGUUUAUUGAUAUUUGAUGCAUUAUAAAAGAGGUUGGUUUCUUUCUCUUAUCUCUAACCCAAUUCAUACGAGCCAAUGGAAAACAAAAGAUGUUCAGUUGUUACGGGAGGAAACAAAGGGAUUGGAUUUGAAAUAUGUCGUCAACUUGCUUCAAAUGGAAUUGAAGUUAUAUUAACAGCUAGGAACGAGACUCGAGGGAUAGAAGCUGUCAAGAAACUCCAUGAUUCUGGCCUUCCAAAUAUCCUCUUCCAUCAACUUGAUAUCAAUGAUCCACAAAGCAUCGCACGUUUAGCUAAAUUCAUUGAAACCAAUUUCAAAAAACUUGAUAUUUUGAUCAAUAAUGCAGCAUUAAUUGGAAUUAUUAUGCAUGAAAAAGAAUUCAAAGCCGGUGCUGGAUUUGUGCAAGUGGUCGAUGAGAAUGUACAUCUUCUUGCGGAAGUCAUUGAGGAACCAUACGAAUUAGGUGAAGAGUGUUUGCAAACAAAUUACUUUGCAACUAAAAGUGUAACGGAAGCACUUAUUCCACUUCUCCAGCUCUCCAAUUCACCAAGAAUCGUCAAUGUUACCUCCACUUACGGAGAGCUAAGUUAUUUUCACAAUGAGAAGUUGAAAGAAGAACUAAAAGAUAUGGAAAAUGUAACUGAAGAGAGGAUUGAAGAGAUUAUCCAAUGGUUUUUGAGGGACUUUAAGGCCUCUAAGUUGCAGGAGAAUGGGUGGCCGUUAACGGUUUCUGCUUAUAAAGUCUCGAAAGCAAUGCUUAAUGCUUACACACGGCUUUUGGCAAAAAAAUUUCCUAAUUUUAUUAUAAAUUGUGUGCAUCCUGGUUAUGUUGAAACAGAUAUGACAGUUCAUACAGGAUUCAUCAAAGUAGAAGAGGGUGCUAGAGCUCCUGUAAUGGCUGCUUUGUUGCCGGACGAUGGCCCUUCCGGUGUUUACUUCCGGCAAAUGGAAAUAACCCCGUUCUAAUCUAUAAAUUGGGCAAUGUAAUAAUAAUUAUUAUGAUAUGCAUAUAUCUUUGCUUUUGUGGCUUUGUAACAAUAAUAUAUAAUGUGUUUGAAUAUAUGGAAAAUUCAGAUUAUUCAAGAAA
Molecule: messenger RNA, 1118 nt
Organism: Lactuca sativa (garden lettuce)
Lineage: Eukaryota; Viridiplantae; Streptophyta; Magnoliopsida; Asterales; Asteraceae
Product: salutaridine reductase
Cellular component (GO): membrane
Molecular function (GO): oxidoreductase activity, acting on the CH-OH group of donors, NAD or NADP as acceptor
Source: RefSeq, a predicted model, not a curated record